AUGGAUUCUGAUCAUGAAAUUUACGAUAUGUAUUCUGAUGAUGAAGAGGAGGAAGAUUCCACCAAUAUUGAUGAAUCCAAUACAGUUUUUUACAAACAAAAAAAUUACAAAAUUUUGAAGGAUUUCGAUAUUCGUCAACUCAUAAAAGAAGAUAUAUCGAAAAUUUCAACGAUCUUAUCCGUCCCACGAGACGUUUCGUUAGCACUCCUACGUCGUUAUAAUUGGAAGGUUGAUCGAGCUAACGAAGAGUGGUUUGCUAACGAACAAGAAGUUCGUAAGUCUAUAGGUAUGUUUUUAUGUGACAACAAUAAUAACUAUGUUUCAGUAUCGAAAAAAUCGAAAAGUAAUGAUGCUUUUGUGAAUUGUGGUAUAUGUUUUGAGGAAUAUGAUGAUGUGGUUUAUGCUACGUGUAAUAAACAUCCUUUUUGUAAGGUAUGUUGGGAAGGUUAUAUUAGUGCAUCGAUUAAUGAUGGUGGUCCUAAUAAAUGUCUUGCUUUACGUUGUCCCGAUCCAUCGUGUGAAGCUAUGGUAGGUGAAAGUAUGGUUGUUGAAUUAGCAUCGGAGACAGAUAAAUUGAAGUAUUAUGAUUAUUUAUUUCGAUCUUAUAUCGAGGAAAACAAGAAGAUUAAGUGGUGUCCUUAUCCUGGAUGUGAAUGUGUCGUUGAAUUUGAGAUAGGGAGCGAUGAUUAUAGUGUGAUUUGUGAUUGUUCUAAUGGUUUUUGUUGGAAUUGUUUAGAGGAGACUCAUCGUCCGAUUGAUUGCGAUACGAUAGCUAAGUGGAAGGAUAUAAAUCAAGAAGAAUCCGCAAAUACAAAUUGGAUUAUGGCUUUUACUAAAAAAUGUCCAAUGUGUGAUAAAUCAAUUGAGAAAAAUAUGGGAUGUAUGCAUAUGACAUGUAGAUGUGGAUAUCAAUUUUGUUGGUUAUGUUUUAAGAAAUGGGGUGUUUGUGCUAGUCGAUGUAAUCGAUACGAGGAGAAAAAAGAAGUAACAGAAGCGAAGAAGAAUAUUCAAAGGUAUACACAUUAUUACGAGAGAUGGUUAUCGAAUGGAAAGUCGAAAGAAAAGGCUUUAAAUGAUUUGAAAAGAAUGAAAGAUGAAGGGUUGAAAAAAUUAAGUGAUGAUAAUUCUAUACUUGAGAAAGAAUUAGAAUUUAUUAUUGAAGCUUGGGAACAAAUUGUUGAAUGUAGGAGGGUUUUGAAAUGGACAUAUGCUUAUGGAUUUUAUUUACCUAAAGAAGAGGUGGCGAAAACAAGAUUUUUCGAAUAUUUACAAGGGGAAGCAGAGGCAGGUCUAGAGCGGCUUCAUCAUUGCGCGGAGAAAGAAUUGAUGGAACAUUUAGGGUCAAGUAAUGAGAUGGAUUAUACUGAUGAAAGAUCUUAUAAGGAAUUCACGAAUUUUCGAUCGAGAGUUGUUGGGCUGACUAAAGUUACUGGAAAUUAUUUUGAAAAAUUGGUCAUGGAAUUAGAAAAUGGACUACAAGAUGUGACUAAUUCAACAAAAAAAAUUGAACAACCAAUGAGUUCUAGUAAUACUAGCAAUAAUAUGUGGAUGUGUGAUAGGUGCACUUUUUUGAAUGAAGAUAUUCAUACAGUUUGUCAAAUGUGCAUCGAAGAUUGA
This is a messenger RNA of Solanum tuberosum (potato), 1617 nucleotides long. RefSeq names its product probable E3 ubiquitin-protein ligase ARI8. The coding region runs from base 1 to 1617 and encodes 538 amino acids. The record is from RefSeq and is a predicted model, not a curated record. Gene Ontology annotation, molecular function: ubiquitin-protein transferase activity; zinc ion binding. Lineage: Eukaryota; Viridiplantae; Streptophyta; Magnoliopsida; Solanales; Solanaceae. The transcript has a single exon. Gene Ontology annotation, biological process: protein ubiquitination.